This is a messenger RNA of Trichoderma gamsii, 648 nucleotides long. RefSeq lists its product as hypothetical. The transcript has 2 exons. NCBI's taxonomy places the organism in Eukaryota, Fungi, Ascomycota, Sordariomycetes, Hypocreales, Hypocreaceae. The coding region runs from base 1 to 648 and encodes 215 amino acids. The record is from RefSeq and is a predicted model, not a curated record.
AUGUCGUCGCCCUUCUUCAUCCCGGUCGAUAUUGCUCAUACCGCACUGCUUCUCUCGGACGUGCAAACGCAAAUCUUACAGAGAUUCCCUCCCGAUGUUCAGAAAAACUACAUGGACAACAUCAAAACACUUCUUGAACAUUUCAGGGCUGAAAUCUCCAAGCGCCGCGCUGAUAAGGCUUCCGAAAAUGGAUCCGCCCCUUAUGAUGGAGUACCUCUCAUUGUUCAUCACACACUGCCCUUCAACCUCAACUCCAACGCCUUUCUUGAGAAGGCAGGGUACUUUAAGAAUGCACCGUCGGAUCCUCACCACCCCCAUUAUGGCGUCCCAGCCGAGAUAACGCCAUCGGACGGUUGGGGCAGCAAGGAUGAGAUCGUCUUGGGCAAAUUGCAGCCAAAUUGCUUUGGUUCAUCAGACCUGCUGGCAUAUCUACGGGCACGUGGCAUUCGUCAUAUUGUAUUGGUAGGCUUGACUACAAUGGGAAGCAUCUUGGGAUCGGCAAGAGCUGGUGCGGACUUGGAUUUCCAUGUCUGUUGCUUGGAAGAGGGAAUUAUGGAUGAUGAUCCCGAGGUGCACAAGUUUUUGAUGACAAAGGUGCUGCCCAAAUUUGUGGAUAUAGUUGGUCUUCAAGAUAUUCUGCAGCUGUGA